AUGUAUUUAGAUUUGUGCAAAAAAGUGUGUGAAAAAUACGUCGAGUUAGGGAAGUCCAAUUUAGUUUGGAAGGCUUUACCUUUUUUCAUCCGUCCUGUGCUUAAUUUAGUUAUACAAUCUUCAAAAUUUGUAAGCAGACUUCAAACAAAUGAGAACGAGGAACAAGUACUAUCAUGGGUAGUAGACGAUGUCGCUGCCUGGAUUGAAAAGAAUGGCUUCUCUUGGUGCAAACAGGCGUUUAUUGACAGUCAAGUGGAUGGAGACCUCCUCCUUCAACUGGACGAGAAAUCCCUCAUGGAAAGCAUUGGUAUGAACAAUGGCAUUCUUAGAAAAAGAUUCAUGCGGUUGUUGAAUCAUUUAAAAUGUUAUGCAGACUAUUCGUUAAUAGAUGAAUCGGGAAUAAACGACUUUUUGAAGAGACUGGAACCCGAGUACUGCCAGUACACGUACCGGAUGCUGUUAAGUGGCAUACGCUACGAGGAUAUUAAAUAUCUCACAUCUGAAAUCUUGGAAAAGGAAUGUGGUAUAUCGAACAGUAUACAUCGGGCGAAGAUUCUUCACAAGGCCAAAGUUGAAAGUCAUCUGUCCAAUAGCGCAGAGGCAGAAACUAGUAAUCGUUCCGAAACCCAGGAUUUCGACGCAUUCAUCAGUUACAGAAGAUCCUCUGGUUCACAUUUAGCCAGCUUACUAUAUACUUACCUCAAGGCACGUGGUCUUUCUGUGUAUUUGGACGUUGACAUUCUUAAAAACGGAAGAUUCGACCUCCAUAUUCUGGACAGCAUUAGCAGAGCGAAGAAUUUCAUUUUGGUUUUGACCCACGACGCUUUAGAUCGAUGUCUCAACGAUGAUAAAUGCGAAGAUUGGGUUCAUAAGGAAAUCGUGGAGGCCGUGAAGAAUGAAUGCAACAUCAUCCCUGUCUUCGAUAAUUUUCGUUGGCCAGCUGAAAAUGCUUUGCCUGAAGACAUACAGUUGAUAUCCCUCUGCAAUGGGGUCCGAUGGAAUCACGAUUUUCAAGAGCCAACCAUUGAUAAAAUACAAGAGUUCAUGGUGGACGAACUCUCAUCGUGGAAUGAAUUGAAGUUCCGUCAAAAGGCGUCUCGAUCAUCAGAAUGCGAGUUGGAAUUUUCAUCGGAAGCCAUCUCUUGUUUUCGGCAUAAACACCAGACCUCACGUUCGAUGCAUUGUCGCUAG
Argiope bruennichi is the source of this 1191-nucleotide messenger RNA. Its product is annotated as NAD(+) hydrolase sarm1-like. Bases 1 to 1191 code for a protein of 396 amino acids. The transcript has 7 exons. Gene Ontology annotation, molecular function: NAD+ nucleosidase activity; protein binding; signaling adaptor activity. Lineage: Eukaryota; Metazoa; Arthropoda; Arachnida; Araneae; Araneidae. The record is from RefSeq and is a predicted model, not a curated record. Gene Ontology annotation, biological process: signal transduction; negative regulation of MyD88-independent toll-like receptor signaling pathway; response to axon injury. Gene Ontology annotation, cellular component: dendrite.